Messenger RNA from Scutellospora calospora, 866 nucleotides. Lineage: Eukaryota; Fungi; Glomeromycota; Glomeromycetes; Diversisporales; Gigasporaceae. The record is from the annotation of a GenBank genome assembly.
UGGAAUUAAUGGCUCGGGAAAAACUGUGACAGAAGGUCAUCUUUUAUCACAAUUAUUAUUACUUUCAACACAUACAAAAAAAGAAGCAAAAAUUGCUAAUCAAAUUCAAAAUGCAAGAACUAUAUUAGAAGCUUUUGGUAAUACUAGAACAAAACAAAAUAUUAAUUCAUCACGUUAUGGAAAAUAUUUAGAAUUACAAUUUAGUGAAAGAGGUAGAAUUAUUGGUUCAAAAUUUUUAAUUUAUUGUUUUGAUAAAGAAAGAGUUACAAAUAUUCCUUUGGGUGAAAGAUCUUAUCAUAUUUUUUAUUAUUUAUUGGCUGGUGCUAAUUCUGAUGAACGUUCUCUUAUGCAUUUACAAGAUCCUCAAAAUUAUCUUUAUUUAUCUCAAUCAAAAUCUUAUAAAAUUACUGGUAUUAAUGAUAAUUUACAAAUGGAUGAUUUACGUGAUUCUCUUAAAUCUUUAGGUUUUAAAUCAAAAACUAUUAAUCAAAUUUGGCAAAUUUUAAUUGCUAUAUUAUUAUUGGGUAAUAUAGAAUUCCUUGAUCCUGGUAAAUCAAAAGAUGAAGCUGCUACUAUUAAAAAUCGUCAUAUAUUGGAUUUAGUUGCUCAAUAUUUAGGUGUACCAGCUUUUAAAUUAGAACAAACUUUAACUUUUAAGAAUAAAUUAAUUGGUAAAGAAUUUUGUACUAUAUUCUUAGACGCUGAAUCUGCUAUAAAACAAAGGGACUCUUUAGCUCAAGUUUUAUAUUCUAUAUUAUUUACUUGGAUUGUUGAACAUAUUAAUUCAAAACUUAUUCAAUCUGAUGAACCUCCAAAUUUUAUUGGUUUAUUAGAUCAACCUGGUUAUCAAAAUUCUGGAAAAAAUA